ACACAACCCCGCAGCCAGGCUACUUCUGCCUCCGGCCCUGGAGUGGCAGCGCCCACUGGCUGGAGCCGAGGGGUUCGGGAGGGCUGUGGUGAGCCCCAGAGGCGCGGCGACACCGUCCCCCCUCUGCUGGCGCUGGCCCGGGGCUCCCCGGGCUGCCCCGCUGCGCCCAGGCCCCCGGCCCCGCCCCCAGCACGGCCUCCUGGGGGCAAACGUCCCCUGGGCCGAGGCCUCUUCACUUUCCAGCACCAGGUCUGGGGUUCCUGGGGGUGUGGCUUGGAGAGAGCGGCCUGGUUAGGACUGAGGCCCUAGGGUGGGAGUUUGGGGGCUCGGUCGUGUCGCUUGAGGUCAGUAUUAGGGGGUGUAAGUGCUUGUGAGGGUAGAGGGUGUUUUGAAAGUGAGGGCUCUGGAAAACUGGGCUGCCAGGGUGAACCCACAACCCUCCCCUCUGUUGGGGCAGGAGAGCUAGAAGGGGGAGGCCCAGCUGAUGGGGGCCCUCACCCCGCCCCUUUCCAGGCCCCCCCUUGGAGCAAGCCUUUCCAUGGCAGAUGCCACUGAGGACCCCACCAUAUUCACGGCCCACUCUCUGCCCAGUGACUCCCGACUCUGGGCCACCGUGACCAAUGCAUACUUGGGCACACGUGUGUAUCAUAACGCACUGCACGUGAGUGGCAUAUACAAUGGGGCCGGGGGGGACACGCACCGGGCCAUUCUGCCCAGUCCCCUCGACAUCCAACUGGAGGCCCCUGCAAGGACAGGAGAGCAGCUGACCAAGACCUUCAGCCUGGACACUAACACAGGCUCCUUCCUGCACACCGUGGAGGACUCCAGCUUCCGGGCCGCCCAGCGCAUCUAUGCCCACCGCACACUGCCUCACGUCCUGGUCUGCAGCGUGUCCAUCACCCGCCUGGGUGCCGGGAGCCGGCCCAUCACGGUGCUGCUGAGGUCGGCCUUCUCCCCAGAGAGCCCGGACUUGGCCCUGCACCUGGGGCCCGACUUCCGAGGAGCCCGGUACCUGCACGGCCACACCCUCACCCCCGAGCAGCCCGGGGGGCCGCAGCAGGAGGUGCACAUGCUGUGGACACCAGUGCCCCCGGCCCUGACCCUCGCGGCAGGUGAGGACGUCCAGACCUGGGAAUUCCUGGUGGUGGUGGGCGGCAGCCAGGCUGAGGUCCGGACCUGCCUUGGCGAGGCCCUGCAGCUGCAGGCAGAACGCGCCCUGUACCCUGCCCACGCCCAGGCCUGGGCCCAGCUCUGGGCCGGCUGCGGGCUGGAUGUGCCGGGCCCGCUGCGCCUGCGCCAGGCCCUGCGUGCUGCGCUCUACUACCUGCUCAGCGCUCUGCCCCAGCCCGGGGCCCCGGGGCACACCUGCCACGGCCUCAGCCCCGGGGGCCUCUCCAACGGGAGCCGUGACGAAUGCUACUGGGGCCAUGUCUUCUGGGACCAGGAUCUCUGGAUGUUCCCGAAUGUCCUGGUGUGGCACCCAGAGGCUGCCCGGGGUCUCCUGGAGUACCGCAUCCGGACGCUGGCCGGGGCCCUGGACAACGCCCGGAGGCUGGGCUACCAGGGAGCCAAGUUUGCCUGGGAGAGUGCGGGUUCCGGCCUGGAGGUGUGUCCCGAGGACGUUUAUGGGGCCCAGGAAAUCCACAUCAACGGCGCUGUGCUCCUGGCCUUCCAGCUGUACUACAGCAGCACCCAGGACCUGCAGCUCUUCCAAGAGGCCGGUGGCUGGGACGUGGUCAGUGCUGUGGCUGAGUUUUGGUGCAGCCGUGUAGAGUGGAGCCCUGACGAGGAGAAGUACCACCUGCGGGGAGUCAUGCCCCCCGACGAGUUCCAUUCAGGGGUGAACAACUCCGUGUACACCAACGUCCUGCUCCAGAACAGCCUGCGCUUUGCUGCUGCUCUGGCCCGGGACCUGGGCCAGCCUGUCCCUAGCCGGUGGCUGGAGGUGGCCGAUAAGAUCAAGGUGCCCUUUGACCCGAAGCACAGCUUCCACCCUGAGUUUGAUGGGUACGAGCCUGGUGAGUGGACCCGGAACCCCUCCGAGGCCCCUUCUGGCCUCUGUCAGGACCUCGCGCCAGCCGUGGACUCCCCUCCCCCCGUCAGCAGCGUCUGUCCCCCAGGAGAGGAGGUGAAGCAGGCAGACGUUGUGCUCCUGGGGUACCCUGUCCCCUUCUCCGUGAGCCCUCGCAUUCGCAGAAGAAACCUGGAGGUUUACGAGGCUGUGACGUCCCCCCACGGCCCUGCCAUGACCUGGAGCAUGUUCGCCGUAGGCUGGAUGGAGCUGCAGGAGCCCAGCAGGGCGUGGGACCUCCUGGAAAGGAGCUUCGCCAACAUCACAGAGCCCUUCAAGGUGUGGACAGAGAAUUCCGAUGGGUCGGGGGCGGUCAACUUCCUGACCGGCAUGGGGGGCUUCCUGCAGGCAGCGCUCUUCGGGUUCACCGGGUUCAGGAUCACGGGGGCUGGUGUGACCUUUGAUCCCAGGUGUCCGGCCGGGGUCACAGGCGUGAGCGUCUCCGGCAUCUCCUACCAGGGGAACAAGCUUGACUUCUCCUUCUCCGCGGGCUUGGUGACAGUGAAGGUCAGGGCCCGAGCGGGGCCCUGGGCGCCCCCGCUGGAGGUCGAGCUGUGGCCAUCACAAGCCCGGCUCCCGCUGCCCCCAGGACACGAGAUUUCCUUCCCUUGCUCGGCUGGCCGGAUACAAAGGUCCUUCCCGUAGGAAGCAGAAAUAGCCCUUCUGCUCCAGGUAUUUCCAGAGAGAGCCUUUCGAAGACGCUGGACGCCUGCCAGACCCCACGGGACCACAUUUGGGGCACUCUUGGGCCCUCCGCCCCACUGACUCCCUCACUCUGGCUCUGCCUGGGGCUCUGCUCCUGGACCACCAGCACCGUGGCUUCCGGGGUGCCUCUUGGGCCCUGCCCUCUCACGCUCCCUGUGUGGUGGCCCUGGCUGGGGCACUCACCCCUCUUUGACGUUCUACUGGCCUGUCGUCCCCUCCCACUCACCUCCAGCUGGCAGCCAGGCUCGUGGGCUCCAGGCAAUGUCUGAGUCAAGACUGAGCCCUUUUUCUGCCUAGACCCCACGAGGCCCCCACCAGCCAUGUCUGUGCCUGGCCUUCUGGGCUGAAGGUGGCACCUGUCCUUUCCCCAGGCAGACAGCUCUGCCGAGGAGGCAGAGGGGGGCUCAGCCUGCCUCGGCUGGGCGACAGCGAGGCAGGGCCCUGGGGAGGGGGCCUCGGCUCGGAACUGUUCAGGACUCAGUCACAGCCCAGCACAGGAGAGCGUCCGGGCCCGGUGGCUGAGGGACAGUCGAGGUGCGUCUAGGUGCCCUCGGGCCAUCCUGGGGACUCGGUGCUGCAGGUUUUGGCUCCCCUGGCCUCUGAGCCGCUUCGCUGAGGUCAGACAGCCCCUGUCACACCUUUCCACGGCCAGGCGGGGUGCGGAGCAAGCUCCCAUCCCUUCUGACCAGCCACAGGACCAGGGUAACUGAACCUGGGUUCAGGGCCAUGGCCCUGGUCCCCUCUGUCCUGGCCGGGCUGCCCUCGGCCUGCCCAGAUUCCCCUCCUGGGGCCUCAGCCCCUCCCCUGGCACAUCAAACUUGAGUCCUCGGGGACUUCCCAAGAAUGAGGGGACACGGCGCCCGCCACCAGAACUGCGGUGAGGCCGGCCUGCUACACCAAUCUGCCCAAGCAAUAAAGUGCUAGAAGAGCCGUG
Messenger RNA from Pteropus alecto (black flying fox), 3710 nucleotides. It is a transcript of the gene PGGHG, whose product is annotated as protein-glucosylgalactosylhydroxylysine glucosidase. Bases 485 to 2716 code for a protein of 743 amino acids. The record is from RefSeq and is a predicted model, not a curated record. NCBI's taxonomy places the organism in Eukaryota, Metazoa, Chordata, Mammalia, Chiroptera, Pteropodidae. Gene Ontology annotation, molecular function: catalytic activity. The transcript has 12 exons. Gene Ontology annotation, biological process: carbohydrate metabolic process.